Molecule: messenger RNA, 1347 nt
Organism: Dujonia railenensis
Lineage: Eukaryota; Fungi; Ascomycota; Pichiomycetes; Serinales; Debaryomycetaceae
Source: the annotation of a GenBank genome assembly
AUGCUGCCUUCAAAUAUCGGGAUCAAGGGUAUCGAAGUUUAUAUUCCAACUGAAUGUGUCAACCAAGCAGACUUGGAAACCUUUGACGGAAUUCCAGCUGGUAAAUAUACUAUUGGUUUGGGACAAACCAACAUGGCCUUUGUCGGUGACAGAGAAGAUAUCUAUUCCAUGACUUUAACAGCUGUAAGUCGUUUGAUCCAAAACUACAACAUUGACACUGACAAUAUUGGUCGUUUAGAAGUGGGUACAGAAACCUUGUUGGAUAAGUCCAAGUCAGUCAAGUCCGUUCUUAUGCAAUUAUUCGGAGACAACAACGACAUUGAAGGUAUUGACACCAUCAAUGCUUGUUACGGUGGUACUUCUGCUAUCAUCAACGCAGUCAACUGGAUUGAAUCCAGCUCAUGGGAUGGUAGGGAUGCAAUUGUUGUAAGUGGUGACAUUGCUAUUUACUCCAAAGGUGCAGCUAGACCAACCGGUGGUGCUGGUUCCGUCGCUCUUUUAAUCGGACCAGAUGCUCCAAUUGUAUUUGAAUCUACUAGAGGUUCAUACAUGGAACACGCUUAUGAUUUCUACAAGCCAGACUUCACUUCAGAAUACCCCGUUGUCGAUGGUCACUUUUCAUUGGCUUGUUACGUUAAGGCAUUGGAUCACUGUUACAAGAACUACUCCAAGAAGGUAACUAAAAAGACAGAUGGCUCGACCGUUGGAGUCUAUGACCACUUUGACUAUAAUGCAUUCCACGUUCCUACUUGUAAAUUAGUUACCAAGUCAUAUGCUAGAUUACUUUACAAUGAUUUCAAGUCCAACCCAAGUGCCUUUGCUGAUUCAAUCGAUGAAGAAACUUCCAAGACCUUGCAAUCGCUUACCUACGAAGAAUCUUUAGUCGACAGAAACUUAGAAAAACUCUUCGUUGGUCUUGCCAAAGAACAAACUAAAAUCAGAGUUUCUCCAGCUUUGCAAGUUCCUACAAACACCGGUAACAUGUACACAGCAUCUGCAUGGGCUUCAUUCUCAUCUCUCUUAUAUUACGUUGGUUCUGAAAAAUUACAAGGUAAGAGGGUUGGUAUUUUCUCUUAUGGUUCUGGUUUAGCAUCUACCAUGCUCUCAGUAGUCAUUAAGGGUGACAUUUCAAACAUCACUAAAGUAUUAAACUUCGAACAUCAAUUAGGUGAAGGUAGAAGUACCAGAACACCAGAAGAAUACUUGAAGGCCAUCGAAUCCAGAGAAAAGGCUCACUUACAAAAGUCUUUCAAGCCUGAAGGUUCAAUUGACCAUCUUGCAACUGGUACCUACUAUUUAACAGAAAUUGAUGAUAAGUAUAGAAGAAAAUACGCUAAGAAGGAUUAG